AUGAGCGUUCGUGAGCACCUGACAUCGACCUCACCCAAUUCCUCCCCCGAUCCCGCAGCGCCUGCGAAAGCCCCCGAUAUGGAUCCGCCUCCGCCAGUCUCUGCGCCCGUCGUGGCUUUCAGCUCAUGGGUGUCUCAAGCUGUUGUCGCUUCGUUCCUGGCUGGAGGCGUCGCUGGCGCCGUCUCGAGAACGGUCGUCUCGCCGCUGGAGAGAUUGAAGAUUCUGCUGCAGGUUCAGUCCAGCGGACGGACGGAGUACAAGAUGAGCGUACCCAAGGCGCUGGCCAAGAUCUGGAGAGAAGAGGGCUUCAAGGGCAUGAUGGCGGGGAAUGGCGUCAACUGCAUUCGGAUAGUGCCUUACAGCGCGGUGCAGUUUGGGAGCUACAAUCUUUAUAAGCCAGUAAGCCACGAGAUGUGCAUGGAAAGAUAGCUUGUGCUGACCACGACCACAGUUCUUCGAACCCAGUCCCGGCGAGCCUCUCACGCCUGCGAGGAGAUUAUGCUGCGGCGCGGUAGCUGGUAUUACCUCGGUCACAUUCACAUAUCCUCUCGAUAUCGUUCGAACACGACUAUCCAUUCAGAGCGCAUCCUUCAGCAGCCUGUCGCAGGCAGAAGUCUCCAAAAAGCUACCGGGAAUGGGCCAGACGCUGGUACACAUGUACAAGACAGAAGGAGGCUUCUGGGCUCUAUAUCGUGGCAUAUUACCCACGAUUGCUGGAGUGGCACCAUACGUGGGCUUGAACUUCAUGGUGUACGAGAGCGUACGGCAGGCCUUCACACCGCAGGGACAGCAGAACCCGUCGUCUAUCGGCAAGCUGUGCGCAGGUGCCAUCUCAGGAGCUGUGGCUCAGAGCAUUACAUAUCCAUUGUGAGUGUUCGUUCCCUCCAAUUCGCGAGCCCAACUGCUAACAGUAUGUUUCAAGUGACGUUCUGCGAAGACGCUUCCAGGUAAACACAAUGUCCGGCAUGGGCUACCAGUACAAAUCGAUCUUCGACGCCGUCCGAGUCAUCAUCACGCAAGAAGGAAUCGCAGGCCUAUACAAGGGCAUCGUGCCGAACCUGCUGAAAGUCGCACCCAGCAUGGCCAGCAGUUGGCUCAGCUUCGAAAUGACACGAGAUCUUCUCGUCAGCUUAAAACCGGAGCCGAAACCAACGGAUGAGCCGGAAUGA
This is a messenger RNA of Lecanosticta acicola, 1169 nucleotides long. The record is from the annotation of a GenBank genome assembly. Lineage: Eukaryota; Fungi; Ascomycota; Dothideomycetes; Mycosphaerellales; Mycosphaerellaceae.